This is a messenger RNA of Aspergillus ochraceoroseus IBT 24754, 347 nucleotides long. RefSeq lists its product as uncharacterized. Lineage: Eukaryota; Fungi; Ascomycota; Eurotiomycetes; Eurotiales; Aspergillaceae. The coding region runs from base 46 to 255 and encodes 69 amino acids. The transcript has a single exon. The record is from RefSeq and is a predicted model, not a curated record.
UAUGAAUAUGAAUAUAGAUAGAAUUCAAAACUUUUCCGAGUGUAAAUGCGACUGCUAUAUAUGCACCUAUGUAUAUGCCAUGUAUAUGUAUGUGUAUGUGUAUGUAUGUAUGUAUGUAUGUAUGUAUGUAUGUAUGUGGUCAUCAAAUAUGACUUGAAAGGAGUGGAUAAUUCCAACGCCAAAACUAUGCAAAAUGAAUGCAAACGCCCCGUGAAAUGUUUACAUAGAGAGAGAGAGAGAGAGAAAAGGGAAUGAAUAAAAAAAUUGGAGAGUGCGUUUAUCAAUCAAACAAAGCCCUUGGCCGGCAAUCUGAACGGGUGCGAAUCAUAGCUCGUGAAUGCGUGAAA